UGUGUAACGUCACUGACCAGCGUAGAGGAAGAACUUUUCCCGGAGCAGAGCUCUGAAGCUUGCACAAGUCGAGUGCGCGCCUCUUCCAUCCGCGCGUUCACGAUACCGGCACACUCGCUAGCUACAUGAUGGCCGAGGGAGGCGGACCCGAACCGGGUGGCGCGGCGGACUCCGACUCGGAGCCGGUAGCCGCACAAAUGCCAACCCCUUCAACCGAAAAUCAAAAGCAGACUAUUGGGUCACUUUUGAAGACUACUCUAAGAAAGGGAGACGAAUGGUAUCUAAUAGACAGCCGGUGGUUCAAACAAUGGAAGAAGUAUGUUGGAUUUGACAGCUGGGACAUGUACAAUGUUGGAGAACGUAGCCUCUAUCCAGGACCAAUUGAUAAUUCCGGGCUUUUCUCAGACCAGGAGACUCAGGCCCUGAAAGAGCACCUUAUUGAUGAACUGGACUAUGUCCUUGUACCAACUGAAGCAUGGAAAAAACUUGUCAGCUGGUACGGCUGUCUUGAGGGCCAGAGACCCAUCGUCAGGAAGGUUGUUGAACAUGGCAUGUUUGUCAAGCACUGUAAGGUGGAGGUCUAUUUGUUGGAGCUGAACUUGUGUGAGAAUGACAACAUGGACAAUGUUGUCACGCGUCAUUUCAGUAAAGCUGAUACUAUAGACACUAUAGAGAAGGAGAUGAGAACGCUGUUCAAUAUCCCAUCAGAGAAGGAGACACGGCUCUGGAACAAAUACAUGAGCAACACCUACGAGCAGCUGAACAAACCAGACAGCACUGUACAGGAUGCUGGUCUCUUCCAGGGGCAGGUGCUUGUGAUUGAGCGGAAGAAUGAGGAUGGCACGUGGCCCAGACAAGCCUCCCAUCCCAAAUCCAGUACUACCCCAUCCAGGAAUUUCACUACCUCCCCAAAACUAUCCUCCAACUCAACAGCAAGUAUCUCCUCAACAGUAACCAAUGGAGACAGCAGCUGUAGCCCUGGCUACACACUUAACAACAGCACAUCCUCUGGUAACAGAUUGGGGGGCUACAAUUCAUACAGCUCGUCCUAUAACUACAGAGAGUCACAGUCACAGCCUGGCCUGUGUGGUCUCAGUAAUUUGGGCAACACAUGCUUCAUGAACUCUGCCCUCCAGUGCCUGAGCAAUGCAUCUACACUCACAGAGUACUUCCUCAAUGACCAGUAUGAGGCAGAGAUUAACCGAGAGAAUCCCCUGGGAAUGAGGGGAGAGAUUGCAGAGGCCUAUGCAGAUCUAGUAAAGCAGAUGUGGCUGAGCCGCAGCAGCUAUGUGGCCCCACGUACUUUCAAAACCCAGGUCGGACGUUUUGCCCCCCAGUUUUCAGGCUACCAGCAGCAGGACUCCCAGGAGUUGUUGGCGUUCCUGCUCGACGGGCUCCAUGAAGAUCUAAACCGUGUCAAGAAGAAGCCUUAUCUGGCCGUGAGGGAUGCUGAGGGCCGUGCAGAUGAGACUGUUGCAAAGGAAGCCUGGACAAACCACCGUUUGCGCAAUGACUCUAUUAUAGUUGAUAUUUUCCACGGCCUCUUCAAAUCCACUUUGGUGUGCCCAGAGUGCUCCAUGGUGUCUGUAACCUUUGACCCAUUCUGCUACCUCACACUGCCUCUGCCCAUGAAGAAGGACCGUACUAUGGAAGUUUUCCUGGUGCGAUCAGACCCUCAGUCCAGACCAACACAGUAUCGAGUGGGUCCCAAACUGGGAACAGUGACCGACCUGUGCAGCGCCUUGUCCAAACUCUGUGGAUUCCCACAGGAAAACAUGGUGGUGGCUGACGUUUACAAUCAUAGGUUCCAUAAAAUCUAUAGACGGGAUGAUGGUCUCAACCAAAUCAUGGAAAAGAUGACAUCUUUGUUGUAUGAAUGUACAGGAGAGGCCAGUGAGAGGAUUACCUGCCUGUUUAUUUCAGGGUAGCGCCACUCCAAGCAUGCAGGAAGUUCCUCAAGCACCAUGCUGUUUGGCCAGCCUUUACUCAUCACUGUGCCCAGACACAACCUCAUAGCAGACGUUCUUUAUGACAAGAUCGUAGAGAGAAUUGGGCGCUAUGUAAAGCAAUCCCAGAGCCCUAACAGUGAAAGCAGGGCGUCGGCCUCAGCAUCGGCCUCAGCGUCGGCCGCAGCGUCGGCCCCUGCGACAGCCUCAGUGUCGUCCCCAGCGUCGGCCUCAGCGACUGUUGCCAGCUGCAGCCAGGCUCCUGAAUGUUCCACAUCGUCUAGCCUCAAUGCCACCCUGGGUGGCUGUGGCAGCCCCCUGUCAGAUGGAGCCUCAUGCAGUGCGAGCUCCAGUAACGGCAGCAACCACUCAGAGACCUGCAAUGAAACUAAUGGUUUAUAUGAUGGUAAUGAGGCUAAGAUGACCCACCAGGUGAGUCCUGAGCCAGAGAAUGGCCAGUCUGAAGAGGAUGAAGAAGAGACUUCUGACUUGGAAAAUGGGUCUAAAGGAGACUCAGCCAAGCAGUGCUCUUCACCAGCCAAGCUCUUCACUUUCAGCAUAGUCAACUCUUACGGAACAGCUAACAUCAGCCCGCUGCCCUGUGAUGGAAAUGUCCUUAAACUGAAUCCACAUUCCACGGUGGCAAUCGACUGGGACACAGCAUCAAAGAAACUGUGCUAUGAUGAACAGGAAGCAGAGGCCUACGAGAAGCAUGAGAGCAUGCUCCAGGCCCAGAAGAAGAAAGCCACUGUGGCUCUGAGGGAAUGCAUCGAGCUCUUUACAACAAUGGAGACACUUGGAGAACACGAUCCAUGGUAUUGUCCAACAUGUAAGAAACACCAACAGGCCACCAAAAAGUUUGACUUGUGGUCGCUGCCGCAGAUUUUGGUAGUUCAUCUAAAGCGGUUCUCCUAUAACCGGUGUUGGAGGGACAAGCUGGACACAGUGGUGGACUUUCCCAUCAGGGAUCUGAACAUGUCCGAGUUUGUGUGCGAUCCUAAGGCCGGCCCCUUUGUAUAUGACCUCGUUGCCGUGUCCAACCACUACGGGGGAAUGGGAGGGGGUCACUACACAGCUUAUGGCAAGAAUAAAGUGGAUGGAAAGUGGUAUUACUUUGAUGACAGCAGUGUCUCCUCUGCCUCAGAGGACCAGAUUGUGGUGAACUAAGCAGCCUAUGUGCUGUUCUAUCAGCGCAGAGAUGAGGAAGCCUCCUCCAAACCUCAGCCUUCGGCCUCACUGGGAGGGGCCCCAGAAGCAGCCGAUGAUCACAUGGACACAAACUGA
Messenger RNA from Cyclopterus lumpus (lumpfish), 3230 nucleotides. It is a transcript of the gene usp4, whose product is annotated as ubiquitin specific peptidase 4 (proto-oncogene). Gene Ontology annotation, biological process: protein deubiquitination. NCBI's taxonomy places the organism in Eukaryota, Metazoa, Chordata, Actinopteri, Perciformes, Cyclopteridae. The record is from RefSeq and is a predicted model, not a curated record. Gene Ontology annotation, molecular function: cysteine-type deubiquitinase activity.